This is a messenger RNA of Falco peregrinus (peregrine falcon), 6708 nucleotides long. RefSeq names its product RWD domain containing 3 (gene RWDD3). The transcript is spliced from 4 exons. The record is from RefSeq and is a predicted model, not a curated record. Gene Ontology annotation, molecular function: protein binding. Lineage: Eukaryota; Metazoa; Chordata; Aves; Falconiformes; Falconidae. Gene Ontology annotation, biological process: positive regulation of hypoxia-inducible factor-1alpha signaling pathway; positive regulation of protein sumoylation. The coding region runs from base 108 to 908 and encodes 266 amino acids.
CUGGCAGCGCCCCGCCGCCCGCGGCAGCCUCCCUCAGGCGCCGGCCGGGUGGCCGCCCCGUGGCCGGCAGGGGGCGCCGCCGCCGCCCCGUCCCGCAGGCCGCGGCCAUGUCGGAGCUGGCGCUGGAAGAGCUCUCCGCUCUCGCCGCCAUCUACUGCGAGCCGGACGCCUGCGAGGUGUUGGCGGUCUCAGAGACGCAUGGAAUCACAUUUAGAAUUCAAAUCGGCGUGAAAGAACUGCUGGAUACAGAUGUACUUUUAAAGCUGUUAUUUCAUUUACCAGUCAAUUAUCCAUCAGUUCUACCAGAUAUUUCUGUUAACUCAGACCAGCUUACAAGAGCCCAAUGUACGGAUGUGAAAGAUAAAUUACUUGAACAAGCAAAGAAGCAUCUUUCUGAACCCAUGGUACAUGAUCUGAUCCUUUGGAUACAGCAGCACCUUAAAGAUGUCAUUAAGCAAUCAGCAACAGUUUGCAAUGAAAAAACUACUUUGUCAAAAGGAGCAAGUACAGAGGAUCAUAUCUGGAUGCUCCUUUUGCAUUUAGAUCACAUGAGAGCAAAGGCAAAAUACGUCAAAACUGUGGAAAAAUGGGCUUCAGAUCUAAGGCUGACUGGAAGACUGAUGUUCAUGGGCAAGAUAAUAUUGAUUCUUCUUCAGGGCGACAGGAGCAACAUUAAGGAGUACUUGAUUCUUCAGAAAACUUCCAAGGUAGAUGUGGACUCAAGCGGAAAGAAAUGCAAAGAGAAAAUGAUUAGUAUACUGUGUGAGGCAAAAGUACAGUCACAGCAUAAAAGGUUUCAGGCGUUUGAAGUCAAAGAAUAUUCAACACUGGAUGAGCUACAAAAGGAAUUUGAAACAGCAGGACUUACAACUCUUUUCUCUGAGUUUGUGCCUCCUCUCUUAAAGUAAAAUUAAAAGAAAAUGCUGGACCUUUGACCAAAGCAGCAGUUGAUUGCAGAUGCCGAUGGAAGAUGAAAGGACUAUUUUGGCAAACAACAUUAAAGCUUUUCUCCAAAAAAUGCCAGAAGUAGCCAUCCUCUUGCAAGAAGGAGAAGGGAAUUCAUCGAUUAAGAAUUGAUAACUUGUUGACAUUUAUGUAUUGCUCACUUUUUCCAAGGAAUGUGGAGUUAAUUGUGAUUAUUGCAUGGCAAGCGUGAGAGAUUGGGAAGAAAUCAUGUUAAAAUAAUAGUCUUCUAGUUAGACUCUGUUUUGCGAUCCUUGUGUUUCAGUGUUUUGGUUUUUCUCUCUCAUGGUAGUGUUUUUUCGUAAUGGCUUGCUAGAAAGCAUGAUUAAUUUUGCUUUGAAAGCUUAUGUGCAGAUAUUUCUAUAAAAAGCCUAGCAAACAGAUUUGAAUAUGUGAGGACAGCAUAUACUUAAUAUCCCUUAGGAGUUCAUCUGCUAACUUUUCCUUCUCCAUUUAUUUUACUAUAAAUGCUAGACUGUUGAUUUAAAGAAAACGCUCAUGUCACUUGAGGCCUGAAAAAACAGAAGUGUCUUUUUGAAUGUUAGUUUUUAUUCUAAAAUGUAUAAAAACACCCAAGUGGAGAGUUUAAUUUAUUAAAAAACUAGGGUAAAGCCAAUAGUAAUAUUUUCUUUGAUAGUUUACAGAUUCCUUUUUGCACUUUAUCUGGUUUUACUGCCUGUGCAUCUUCAGAUGUCUUGAUUCUAUUAAACUGUCAGACCAGUAUGCAUACAGACUUCAGUCUUCUUUCUCAAGACUUAUAUCAAGGCUUCUGUCAUUUGAGAAGCUGGUAAGCUGUAACUUCCUAUUAAAAUUUCUCUACCUUUAACAUUUUUUUUUUUUUGGAUGGGUCAGUGGCCUUGGCCAGCUUAUACAUUUUUUUACCACUAGCCUGUGUUUUACUUCAGCAUAAUGUUACAAAUAUAUAUGUAGUUUUUACAGAUUAAGUUGUGCAAGUUCUGUUUGCCUAGGGAGAAUUGGAUACCUAUUUCUUAGAAUUACUAGUGUCCUUUUGGUUUCUCUUUUACCUGAUACCAUUCUCUAGCAAGACUAAAUUGUGCAGUAGUAAAAAUUCCGAAGUCAUGGGUUUUUCAGUAACUAGCAAUGCCAUUUCAAUUGGUUUUAGCACAUAGCUAAACAUGGGCUUUACUGCUUUCUGAAACUCACUCCCAGAAGCUGAAUGACUCAUGUAUUCUUUGUUAACUGAAAAGAUUUGAUCAAUUCAGUGUAAAUUAAUUUAUCUCCAUUGUACUGGGUGAAGACUGGUACGAUUUGGUUAGCUCCUGUAGUGUGGUUUGGCAAAUCAUUACCUAAGACAUUUUGAUUUCCAGUUUCAUACCCAGACCAUAAGAUCAUACCUCUUUCUUUAUGUACACUAGAGAAGCAACUAAAGCAAACUAUUAAGCUUUUUGGCAUUUACUAUCGAGGUUUCAAAUGCAUAAAGGGUUGUAGACCAUUUGAGAGUUUCUUAAAUUUUUAAGGAGUUUGGUCAUUUUCCUGAUAUGGAACGUCUCAAAUACGUAUGUUGCAUGUUAUUUUGUGCACUGAGCUUAUUUAGUGAGUCAGUUGCAAAAGCUCUUCUUGAUGAGUCUUUCAUGUGUAGCAUAUAUAGUACUUCAGGGACAGUAGAAAACCAGACUGGAUUAAACAAGAUUUACAAAUCUAUUCUAUAUUAUUUUGAAAUGGUUUCCUGAGAGAAAGGGAAUCUCAUUUUCUGUCAUUGUAAGUGUAUGUGGAGGUAAGUUUUUACUUUUAUAAAAAAGAAUAAAACUGAAGUAUCUUUAAAAUAUUAAAAUAUCAUGUAUUUUAAAUUAUAGUUUUCAGAAUUGAGCUAUUCUCAGUUAAAAUACCCAUUCUAUGUCAGUUCAGCAGGAAGUCUUGAAAGAUGCAGAGGCUCUCUCCUUGUACUAUGUGGUAGAUCUGACAAGUAUCAACAAGAAAAGGCUUAUGCAUGUGCAGCGUAAGAAAACAUAAUUAGUAUCUCUCUGCAGAUCUAAAUGUUGUACAGUUUUGCUGGAUGGAUUUUAUGUCCUCAGCCAGAUACUUACUUUAAAAUGCUUCACUUUUCUGGAAGGAGAAUAGUAAGGUACUUCAGUACAACCUAUAUUACAGUCUUGGCCAUCAGAGUCUAGCAAGGGCAUUAUCCAACAUGCAUAUACAUCAGUUGUGUAUCCUUUCUGUGAGAACUGGGUUGAAUAGCGUACAUAAUCAUGUGAUCUCAAAUUGCACGUGACUGCAAAAUAACUGAGGCACGCAGUUGUUGCGGUCAUCUUUUCUUGCAAGAUCAGAUGCAGACUCUCCCAACUGUUUCCUCCCUGCUAUAAAAGCUACUGUCACUAGCAGCAUAAGAAAAGCCGUUUGUAGGGUCAGUGGUUGCCAGUUGCACUCGGGUAUGAACUCAUGUAUUUUCUUGAAUAUUAAUGCCUGAUGCCUUCUUGGUUAACUGUUUGGUUGGAGCAGCAGGCAGUUUAAAAACGUAAAAGAAUUUAAAAAGCAAAUAACAACUGGGUAAGUUGCAGCUCUCUUCUGAUCUGUGCUUAUCUUCUUGCCAAAUGAAGCUGUAGGAAGCUAGAUGAUUUCUGUAUUUCAGGAGCUGUAAAAAGCAGUUUAUGCAGUGCAUUUUUAUCAUACUUGAAUUUGUUACUAACUUAUAUUGGACAAAUCAACAAGUCCAAUGUAGGGAAGGACUGCAGUUUUUUUGCUUGGUUUGAUGUGCUUCAGGAGAAUUACAAAUCUGAUCAGCUUGAUACUGUUCAGACAUCAGAGAACAUGAAAACUGAUGUCAGUCUGAUUCUGUGAAAGCAAAUGCUUUUGCCUACCCAUCAAUCAGUCACUUAUUUUGAAGGGUAGGAGGAUAUCUUGUGUUCAGACAAGGAGACAAUAUUUUUAAAGGUUGUUCUUUUGGAAGGAUGUUGCAGCUGUCUGUUAACUGGUGGUUUGUUUGCAUUUAUUGUAAAAAGAGAUGGGCAAGCCUGCGAGCCCCUGGGGCACAAAAGUCAUUGAAACGCAUACUGUGGUGCAUGUUCUACCCUCCAAGGGAACUGAAGCAGACACAGAAGAACAAAAUGCAGGGAAACAAAGUCAAGACUCCUGAGAAUUGUUGAAGAAUGCAUAUCAGUGUCUAAAAAGUUAGUGAAGUGUAUAUAGCUAUCAGAAUCAGACAAUGUGACUGCAAGGAAAAAGAAAUCUCUAAAGAAAAAUUGGUUUAACAAAUUCCAAGCUAGAUUUCUUGUGGAUAUUGUAUUAUAAAUAAUUCUUUGAACAGCAUGUUAGUAAAGCCUUGAUUCUUGUGGACUUUCUUGUUUCUGAACAAUAGCACACAUGAAGCCUUUCUUGCAGAAGAGACAUUCAUGAUGGUGUUCUCCCAGGUGGGUUCCCCAGUGCCUGAUAUUGAUUGUGCUGCCUGCAUAAGUUGUUAAUAUAUCAGUAGCAUUUUUCUUUGCUGCCUGUUUUUGUCGAAGUUGUAGGAACUUUGUUUCUUUCAGGCUAUUAACCUCUCAUUUUAAUGGAAUUGAUUGGAAUUCAGAAGUUCUAGAAGAAUUUUGUAGUAUAAAUAUGUGUGCUUCUGUAUAGACAACACAUCUGCAUAAUCAUAGUUUCCUUUGAAAAUCAGGCUAAAAUGAAAGCUGUUGCAACAGGACUGACAACUUGAAGAGUCAAGUUUUUAUGAUUUAAAGCUGAGGUUUGAUAGGUCUUUUUGAAUCCCUUGGUGUAAUGUGUGAAGAAAACAAAAAAUGGGUUAAGAAGGGAUACAUAGGAAUAGGAGCAAAAAUGCCAACCCUAAUGUCAGCCCUGUUUGCACAGUUGUUUUUGCAUGGAUGCAUCGCCACCAAAGCACUUGUUCCAGUCCUGGAGGCUUGCUCGAUCUGCAGAAGGAUGUGCUAAACCACGACUGAAUGAAUGUCUUGGGUGGUCAUUUGCCAGUCUCUGGAAGAGAUGGCACUGGCUCUUGUUGGGUGGGUUUGUAGGCAAACAGCAUGCGUUUGCUUUUUCUGCUCUUUUCAUAUGAUUCAUGAAUAUGAAUAUAUGUUUUGUAUGCAUUGUAUGCCUGCAUUUUCUGUGGUACGAGAAGGAUGGUUUGGUAUCUGAGGAGCACUUCUCUCUCUUUACCCUUUGUGUGGCAAGUGUAAACUGUAACCAAAGGGUAACAUGAGACCAAGAUAAUUUUUACUACUAUACGUAACAUCACGUCUUGCUAUAUAUGUAUGCUACUACUAUGGCAGAGUAGUGAUGCCUGUGGAAACAAGGACAUCAGAGUGCUAACAGACUAAAUUACUAAAUUCUGCAAGAAAUCAAUCUUUGUAUAGUUUUGGUUUUUAGAAUUAUUACUGACUGCCAUUAUGACCAAGGUCUGUAGAUAAAAUCAUCUCUGUCUGGUACAGGGAGGAGCAGGAAUAAAACUCCCUUCUAUUCUGUAUUAAUUUUUCAAGGCAUUAUUUACAGUAUUAAUAUAUACAAUUUAUAUUUAAGGGUUGCUAUUAUCAUCUCUUGAAAAGAAACCUUUAUGAGCAGCACAUACUGUGAAGAAGCCUGCCAUUCAGGAGAAUAGCAUGACUUCAGUGGAAGCCAUGCAGAGUUCCAGAGCAGGGAAAUACUUUAGUGGGGAACAUCAUCAGUACUGGGAAUCCACCAGCUUUUUUUACUUAUUCAGUCUCAUUAAAAUUAUCAUUCUUGUACCCACCCACCCCCUUUGUUAUUUGCUGGUUUUGCUGUUACAGGGAGGAUAAGAUACUAUAAGAACUCAUAGAUAAAAAUCUGUGACAUAAUCAAUUAAAAAAAAUUGAAAGUAGAUUUGAUUGCUUUGUGAACAAGGCUAAUUUUUCUGUUUUGCAGUUCUCUCUCAUUUUCCUAUAAUAAGUCUGUUUGCCUCUUAUUUCUGUGUGAAUGACCCCAAAACCCACCAAGAUCAGUACAAAUUAUAAGUACUGUAAUGAGCCUAAAGAAACUUCAUGGUGGAAAAUAUUUUGUUUACAUUUUUUCUUUUAAAAAUAGUUCAAUAAACCCUACAUGUGGAUGAUUUAAAACCUAGUGUCCCUUGAUUUGUUCAGCUUUAUCUGUGAAAAUACAGACAUAAUCAUGUUAUAGUUCAUUUGAAAUAAGAUGAUGAAAUGUUGCACACGCUGUAUUUCUGCCAGAGUCUGAGACUGAAAUUGCUUGUAUUAUGAAAUAGUGCAAUUGCUGGAAUCAACUUUCAUAUAUCUUAUAGUAGUAUUAAGCAUUAUCAUCCUGUCUCUUUGUGCAUAACACAUGCAACACUGGCAGCACUCUGUUCUGGUUUUAUAUUUUAAAUGUAUACUUAAUUUUGUGUCAUCUUAUGCAAGAGUUAUGAUUGUUUAUGUGCUUAAUUAUAGACAUAAAUGGAACUUUAAAUGUAAAUAUGCUAAUAGCAUUUUGCAGUUAUUCUGUGCCAUUUUCAUAUAUUGGCUUUUAUAUCAAUAUUAGUGUUUUCUAACCUCAAAGUAUUAACUUGCAGUGAAGAGAACUCUUCAGAGUGACGGAAGAAUUUCUAAAAGACAAUUUAAGAAAUUCUUUGGAUGCUAAAGAUGAAUCCAUUAAUGUUUUCAGUUAAUUAUGCAUUCAGGUGCUUGAAUUUUGUAUUAAUAAGGUAACAACCUUCUGAUUUUCUUUGUGUUUCUCAAUGUAAUACAAGUAAUCCAUUUGUAUCCUGCAUUAGAACACAGCUGAUCAUGGAGUUGGGGUCAAUUCUUUAUUAGUAUUUCCCAUUAUAAAUAUCUAUGAUUCAUUGUA